AUGGAACCAAAGUUUUCAAACUCAGAUAUUCACUAUAACAAGGAGUUUGACGAUGUUGAUGAGGAUGGUGUUUUGGUGAUAAAUGCAGCUAACAGGAAAAUUGCCAAGUUUCCUGAAUUUUUACCAACGUGGGAUCCACGUGAAAAGUAUCCACCCUUGAAAUUCCAUAAAUAUCAAGAUCGCGGUAGUUUAGCUGAUCCAGCAUUUCCUAAUUUGUUUCCCAAGGGUGGAGAUUUCACAGUUCGAAAAAUCACACCAAAGUUUGGAACUGAAGUUAGUGGUGUUCAAUUAUCUCAGUUGAAUGAUGCUGGUAAAGACGAGCUUGCUUUAUUGUUAGCUCAAAGAAAAGUCUUGUUGUUCAAUGACCAGGACUUUGCUAGUAAAGGUCCUGAGUUUGCUGUUGAGUUUGGUAAAUAUUUCGGUCCAUUACAUAUUCAUCCAAGUUCGGGUUCUCCCAAAGGCCACCCAGAGUUGCACAUCACCUAUAGGAGACCAGAGAAGGGAGAAUUGGGAAGAAUCUUUAAUGAAAGAGUAACCAAUACUUCUUGGCACAGUGAUAUAUCUUAUGAGUUAACUCCAAGUAAAUUCACAGUUUUCCAAGUGUUGGAAAGUGGUGACGGUGGAGAUACUGUUUUUGCCGAUACUCAAGAAGCUUACAGAAGAUUGUCUCCACGCAUGCAAAAGAUGUUGGAGGGUUUACAUGUUUUACACACAAGUGAAGAUCAGGCUUUCAACUCAUCUAUUCAAGGGGGUAUCCAGAGAAGAAAACCAGUUUCCAAUAUCCAUCCAUUGAUCAGAUUGGAUCCAGUAACAAAAGAAAAGUCAAUUUUUGUCAAUCGUGGGUUUGGCAGAAGAAUUGUUGAGUUGAAGAAGGAAGAAAGUGAAUACUUGUUGAACUUUUUAAAUGACUUGAUUGAAAAAAGUCAUGACUUGCAAUUGAGAGUCAAUUGGGAAGGCGGUGUAAAGAAUAAGGUUGCUUUGUUCCAUAACAGUGGUGUACAACAUACUGCUUCCUUUGAUACUGUGGAAGGUGAUGUUAGACACGCUUUCAGAAUUAGUGUUUUGGCUGAGCGUCCAAUUGAGAAAAUCGAAGAUUUGAAUAAGGAGGACUAUUCACCAGGUGAUUUGGAACAGGCUUUUGCAAGCUUAAAGGCUGAAUAA
Messenger RNA from Lodderomyces oxycetoniae, 1161 nucleotides. RefSeq names its product sulfonate dioxygenase. Gene Ontology annotation, cellular component: cytoplasm. The transcript has a single exon. Gene Ontology annotation, molecular function: sulfonate dioxygenase activity. The record is from RefSeq and is a predicted model, not a curated record. The coding region runs from base 1 to 1161 and encodes 386 amino acids. Gene Ontology annotation, biological process: sulfur compound catabolic process. NCBI's taxonomy places the organism in Eukaryota, Fungi, Ascomycota, Pichiomycetes, Serinales, Debaryomycetaceae.